Molecule: messenger RNA, 396 nt
Organism: Pieris macdunnoughi
Lineage: Eukaryota; Metazoa; Arthropoda; Insecta; Lepidoptera; Pieridae
Source: the annotation of a GenBank genome assembly
AUGGGAAUUUCAAGAAGUGAAGAACCCGCGCCAUGUCCUACUUCUGGCACAAGUGAUGAACGUCCCCUUGCAAACAGUAUUUUACAACUAUCACGAUGCCUUCAAUUGCCGAAUGUGUUGUUUCCUCCAGUCUUUACGUCUGAUAUAAGAGUAGCAUCUACAUCACGAGAUACUUCAGUUGCUGUGACAGCAAUUCCAUUCUCACCUGAAACUCUUAGACCUUUACUAAAGGCUCCACCAAGGAAAGGACAUCAAACAAAUAGACGCAAAGUGAAAUUCGCUAUCUUUACCGACACUCCCGUUAAGGAUGAACUAGCUGCAAUCGAAGCAGCUAGAACGGUGAAGAAAAAGGUGAAAAAACCUAACUUUGAAGAAACGAAAAUAAGAAAAAGAUAA